GAUAAUAUUUAACUUGAAUCACUAAAGCAAACAUUACCCCCCUUACAAAUCAUAAAAUUUGGAUAUUAGUUUAUUUUUUAUUUUUUAAAUUUCUCUCUCAAAAAAUAAAAAAAUUAAUAUGCUUAAAUUAUUCUUAUCAUUAUCAUUGCUAGCAUUAUACUCAGCCCAGUUUUAUGGAUUUCGUGGCGGCAAUCACCGUUUUGGCGGCUAUCCUAGGGGACAUCAAGGGCUCCCCAGUCAUGACUCACUCCAAAAAUGUCAAAUAACUGUAAUCAAAGAUGGAAGCGAUAUAGACCUUACUGAUAAAUGGACAACUUACAGAAUCGAUACCAGCGGAGAUGUACUUAGAAUCACUGGAGAUUGCAAUUUAGAAAUUUUGGCAUAUCGCGAUUAUACGGAUUUCGCACAAAAUUUAGAAUUCGCGAGAAAUGAAGCAGGCGGAAGAUCAAGCGAAAUUUCGCUGGCUGACAUUGAUACGGUCAACAGGACCGCGGCUGUAAAUAAUUCGGCCAUUUGUUGCAUUUAUCUGAAUAAUAGAACCCGAGUUCCCACUGGAACGGGAUCCUCGGACGGAGUUGACAGAGGGGUAAAUGUAGAUAACGAUGCGACGGACGACGAUAUUGGUAGAGAGGUCGAGGAAUUCGAUCCUGAUUUAGUUAAUCGGCAGCCAAUUAACCCAGAUCGGUUAAUGGUCGGGGGAUACGAGUUACCGCGCAUGGGUCACAAUCGGGGGCCUCUAUAUAACAAUGGUGGAGAAUAUCGUAGUGGCCCUAGACCAGGUGGUGACCGAAGGCGAGAGCGUGACGGAAGGCGAGGAGGGGAUGGAAGGCGAGGGGGUGACGGAAGACGAGAUGAUGACGGAAGGCGAGGUGAUGACGGAAGGCGAGGAGGUGACGGGCCAAAUUACGGAUUUCAUAAUCGAAGAGGGGCUGAUAACAAUGAUCAAAUCAAUUCGGAUUCCGAAGAAACCUUUUUUUGCCAAUUGAGAUCUGCCGAUAUAGGACGCCCACACCGAUAUUCCUCUAAAGUGGCCAUAUUUUCGACGGAAGUGGUUGAUCCGAACGUCAAUAAUUCUAACGUCGGGUCCAAUCGAAUCGAGUUAGGGAAUCGAAAUAACGAUAAUAUCGUAGUCAAGGCUAGCACUCCCGGGGAUCAAGUAAUAACGAUGAAAUUGAGACAAAUCUCUGACCAGGGACGCCACCAUGGUUACGGCCAUGGACGUGGUCAUAGACGCCGCCAUGGAGGCCACGGAUUUGGCCAUGGAGGCGGCUAUAGAUAUUAGUUUACCUAGGAACUCAAACACUAAACGACUUGCUUAAGGAAAUCAUAUAUUUUUUUUUAUCUUUACUUUGAAUCAUACCAAUCAUAUACAUUGUUUAUACAUGUGAACCGGGUACUCUUAAGCACCUCUCUCGUUUUUUUUUAAAUCAAAUUUUUAUUUUAAAAGAAUAUUUAAUUUGUUUUUCUUUAAAGAAUAUUCUUCGAUUCUUAAAGAUUAAAAAAAUAUGCUAAAAAUUUGACUAAAUAAUUUAGAGUUUAUUAAAUUAUCUAACUUUGAUCAUCUCUAUUGCGUCUUAGUCAACCUUUUAUAUUGAAAAAUUGAAUUAAGCUUCUAAGUAAAAUCUCAACUUGAAGAUUUAUCCAGAAUAUUUCUGAAUUACAGUAUGGCUACGCUGCUUUAUAGUCGACUAAAGAUAAAUAGUUUAACAACACUAAAAUAAUUACCCAAACACAAGACAUUACAAUUUUUGUUUUCGUGAUAGAUGGUUUUCAUUUAUGAUAGACUAUAACUAGACGCUAACCUUCUUUUUUUUUCAAAAUAUGUGUCCUAAAUUAUAAAUUACGAUGACGCAAAACGCAAUUUAAAAAAAAAGGUUUAAAUUGAAAUAUCGUAUCAGUCCUCUUUUGUCCUUGCAUUCUUCCGCCACUGAUCAAAUGGCAACUUCAUUUUUAUUUUCUUGAGAAAUUAGGGGCUAUGUUUCGCGAAUUUUUCUAUCAUAGAAAUUAAUUGAAAGUUUUUAUCUUGGGUUUAUUUUAGUCAAUAUUUAGCAUUACUAAGAGUAACGAUUAGAUCUAAUUCUGAAAAAAAAACAAUUUGUAUAAAUAUAAAAAUUGUAUUUUUGUUUGUUUUUUUAAAAAAAAACGAGUCACGUGUUUAAGAGGUCGGUUUUUUUUAAAUAUAAACACGACGUAAUUAAUAAAGGGUAAAUAUAUGUAGAUUAUAAAAAUUGGGGUUAAAUAAUAAAAUUAUAAUUUAUAGGUUAUCAGAAGUUUAAUAAAUAUGAAAAUUUGCCAAAA
Messenger RNA from Gordionus sp. m RMFG-2023, 2298 nucleotides. RefSeq lists its product as uncharacterized. Bases 119 to 1282 code for a protein of 387 amino acids. The record is from RefSeq and is a predicted model, not a curated record. The transcript is spliced from 5 exons. NCBI's taxonomy places the organism in Eukaryota, Metazoa, Nematomorpha, Gordioida, Chordodea, Parachordodidae.